Podarcis lilfordi (Lilford's wall lizard) is the source of this 3458-nucleotide messenger RNA. NCBI's taxonomy places the organism in Eukaryota, Metazoa, Chordata, Lepidosauria, Squamata, Lacertidae. The record is from the annotation of a GenBank genome assembly.
AUGGUGAGUGCGGGAUUGGGGGCGGCGGGGAAUCCUUUGCCAUCCGUCGCCGUUUAGGGCCCUGCGGCCGGGGCCGCGUAGGGAAGCGUUUCCCCGGAGACUGCUAAAGACGGGGAGCCGUGUAUUUUUGGCCGCGUCCCGCAGGCGUUGCGGCCGCUCAGCCGCCGGAGCCUCGAGUCCCAUAGCGCGAAAAGAGCGCAGGGAGCUGCUACAAGGAGGCCCGGUUGGGCCUACCAGCGCGCUCCGUCUGUCUCGGCAGCGCCACGGGUUGGUUGGGCGGAGGUUAGAGGGAGAGCCGUGCAGAGGCCCGGGCCUGGCUCGGGUCACCUCCCAGCUCGAGCCACGACCCGUAGUCUUGUUUCUAGCGUUGCUUUAAGGCGAGGAAUGGGAGUGACUAAACGUGUGGCUGCAAAGUUGAUGGGUUGCAAGUAUACUAGCGUGUUAGGCUAGCAUGUGUUUGCUCUGAUUUCUGGAGUGAAAGAUGCUACUGGACUGAGAAGGAUGCAGAAUGCUCGGGUUUCUUAAUAAAUAAAAUCACCUUAAAGUACUGUAGAAAAAUGAAAGCUCUUGGUUCUUUUAAUAUAUAUCGCAUACAUCAUGUUGGAUAGCUUAUGUGUGCGAGUGUACACAUGGGUCCCCUAAUACUGAUGCUUUGGCCAGUUGGUAUUAAAAUGCCUAAGGGUGUCUCAGCGAACUUUGUGAAUGUUCGAAAAUGCUUUACAGCCAGAUCCUACCCAUGUAUACUCAGAUUAAAACCUCAGUUUCAAUGGGGCAGAGGCCUCAGGGAUCGCAUCACUAUAAUAUUUUAUUGGGUUUUGUUGGUAUACCAACUGAAUCGAACACAACCAUAGCAAUGGAAAGGUGAACUAAAAAACAAAAAGGUUGGCAAAAGGGUAAGGGGCUUUGGGCACCUUCUGAGGGAGGCUGGCACCCCUCGUUCUUAGAGGGAUUUGAAAGUCAUUUAAAAUCUGAAAUGCGUUGUCAUUUUGAGUGAAAAGCAUGCCUUUCAUUUAAUAAUAAGGUAGUGCUGGAAAAGAGCACAGAAAAUUGACAGUGCCUGUAAACCCACCAUAAAUUUUCUGUAGUUUUUGUCAUUCAGUGGAAAUGAGAGAUUUGUGGUUUCAUUUUAGAAAUGUUUCACGUCCUUUGUAUGGUUAAGCCUUCACCAAUCUGGUGUCCUCCUAAUUUGUUGGACUGCAACUCCUAUUUCCUUCAGUCAUGACAGCUGUAUUGUGCUGGUAUGGGAUGAUGAGCAUGUAUAUAGUACAUUUCAAGGAAACAUUCAAAAAGAUCCUAGUAAUCCCAACAGUGGGCCAGCAUUGUUUCUGUCUUGCUGGGGCAAAGACUGAGGGAGAAUUGCUUUUCUGAAACCACAAAGUGAAUGGCAUAGCAGAGAUGGGAGCUGAAUAUCUUGUAGUUCACACUCUUCAUAUGCUGUAACAACCCAAUAACUUUUGUCCUUAUACUAUGUAUGCAAAGUACACUUGGUUUUUUUCUAUAAAACACUUGUUGCUCGUUAAUGCUUUAUCAAAGUGUAGGAUUAAGAAUGUUUUACAUCUGUUUAUUCUAAUAAUGUAACACUGCAUAUUAUUAUAAUCAUAGCAUUUGCAUAAACAUUUCCAUUUAUGUUUUAGACGAAAGGAACAUCCUCCUUUGGAAAGCGUCGCAAUAAGACGCACACUUUGUGCCGUCGAUGUGGGUCCAAGGCCUAUCAUCUCCAGAAGUCCACCUGUGGAAAAUGUGGAUAUCCUGCUAAGCGCAAGAGAAAGUGUAAGUGCAGAACUUCCCAAAUGCAGGAACAUAUCUGACUUUCACAUGACUGGUUCUGUGAUACCUUGCUGCUUUGAGUUCCAUGGUGUUGCACUAUAUAAAUGCAAAUACAUAGUUUAUUGUGAAAAUAUUUUGCCUGAGAAAAACUGUGUAGCCAGUUUAAUAUAACUUUGGAUUUUAUGACUUGUAGCUAUAGGCAAUCAGAGGUUUCAUGCAGGCAAGUGACUGGGCUGAGGAAGGAGUAACAGGUUGUGCUCUCCUUUUUCUGCUUUGAUAGCAAUUCAGUGUAGAAAUUCAGGCUACUAGCUUGAGCACACUAGUAAAAAUGGGCAGGCUAAUUACCUGUGUGUGUGUGUCACAGUUUUAACAUAUGUGGAGAACAAAAAGUUUUCACAUUUUCUGAGAUUGCUAUUCAUAUUUUCCACCCUUGGCCUUUUCAAAGAGAGGCAGCGUGGGUAGAGUGGUUAAAGUGUAGGGACUAGUAUUGAAGUCAACAAGGUUUGAAUCCUUACUCAAGCCAUGUGUUUCACUGGCUGACAUCGGGCCAAUCACUCUCUGUGCCUUAUCUGUGAGCAUAAAAAUGGGCAGUAGAACCCGUGGAGGAAAGCUGAUACGCAGAUCAAAUAAACUUGCUUCUUGAUUGUAAUGCAUCACAUAAUCUCCUUUUUUUGUAUUCUAGAUAACUGGAGUGCUAAGGCCAAGAGGCGCAAUACUACCGGAACUGGCCGUAUGAGGCAUCUGAAAAAGGUCUACCGCAGAUUCAGGUACAGUAGAGUAUCCUUACUGUUACAGAUAAUGUGUUCUGGAAUGCAAUGCGGGUUAUUUAAUGCAAGAUCCAUAUGAAUAUAUGCUGUAAGCUACCAUGGUGGGUUUUCUUUUUAAAGGGCAGGGUAUAAAUAUUAAUAAAUUAGAAGUAAUGAGUUCUAGCUAACAAGAUUAAUGUGCCUGUUAGUCAUGUCCAUUACAACAGUAAUUGGUAAUAAAGCAAUUAUAUCUCUUAAAUGAGAUUAAGCGUCACUGAACUCAGUGAGACUUUCUCCUUAGUAAACUUGUGUAGGAUUGCACUGUAAAUAGUCUUAACCUGGCAGUGUAUUCUAAACAAAUAGCAGCCCCAAUGGCUGAUAUAUUUACAGCAGUGCAUCUUGAAGUCCAUUAUACUGUUGAAAACACUACCAGGGUUUUUUAAUCUCACUGCUUUAACCCCCAUCCCCUAACACACACACACACACACACGCGCAAUGUAUAUACUUGAGACUGAGGAUUAAAGUUCACUCAUCUGACAAAGCUGAUGCUAGUCCAUGAAGAUUUAUGACAUAAUAAAUUGGUUAGUCUUUAAGACAGGUUUGUAUUGCAACAAACACAGCUACCUCUCUGGGGGGGUGUGGAAACAUUAAAGGGCACUUUAAAACGUUCAGCAUGUUGAGAAGUGUUUAUUCAUUUUAGAAGCUUAUCUAUGAUGCCUACAAAAAACAAAAGUCUGAACAUCUGAGUUCAUAAGUGAUUUCAUUUUUUAACUGAGAUAAGCUGAUUAAAAAGAACACUAAAAUCAGUUAAAUGGAAAAGUUCGCUCUAGAACACUUGUAGUAAUCACUAACUCCACUUCGUCUUGUAUACACAGGAAUGGAUUCCGUGAAGGAACAGCGCCAAAGCCCAAGAGAGCUGCUGUUGCAGCAUCCAGCUCAUCCUAA